AAGACUUUCCAAGGUCGAGGUGCCAAAACCUAUAAAGGAUGGAUCGCUGUGUUUGUAUGUCUCGCUACGUCCGCUAUACACAUUGAAAUUGUCACCGACUACUCUACUGACGCUUUCGUCGCAGCAUUUAGAAGAUUCACUAGUCGAAGAGGUGCCUGCAGUAUCCUAUACUCGGACUGUGGUACAAAUUUUGUAGGAGCAGACGCCACGCUAAAGAAAGAAUUCGCAGCAGGAUCGAGGCAACUAAAGGAACUUCAGUAUUUACUCGCUACAGAUGGCACAGACUGGAAGUUCAACCCACCAAGCGCUCCUCACUUUGGUGGCAAGUGGGAAGCAGCCGUAAAGUCAAUCAAGUUCCAUCUCAUACGAACUAUUGGUGAAUCGCUAUUGACUUACGACCAACUCGCUACAGUCCUAACACAGAUUGAGGCUGUGUUAAAUUCAAGACCGAUCGCUCCUCUAUCUGAAGAUCCUGCAGAUUUAACCGCUCUAACUCCUGGACAUUUUCUCAUCGGUGAACCGCUUAUCGCUGUACCUGGGCCCUCGCUACUGGAAAAUAGUUCAGCUGCGUUGUCACGCUGGCAACAAUUACAACAAAUGUUCCAGAGAUUUUGGAGUAGAUGGUCAUCAGAGUACCUGCAACGUCAUCAAUCUAUUUCGAAAUGGCAUAAUCCGCAAAACAACAUCAAAGUGGGUUCAUUAGUCUUGUUGACUGAUGAAAGAUUCCCACCAUCGAAAUGGCCGCUUGCAAUGAAGGGUGCUCGUCAGGCAGUUAAAAAAUCUGGUGGGAAAAAAAAUAUCAGGCUGCCACGAAUUUUACCAGUUCCAUCGAAAGUUGGUGGUGUACUACCAUUUUUAAUACCACUUCUUGCCGGCCUGAGUGCAACAGGAGCUUUGGCUGGAGGUGCAGCUGGUAUAGCGAAAGCUGUAAAUGAUGCAAGUGCUGCUAAAAAUCGAUUGGAGGAGAGCAAACGACAUAAUUUAAAAAUGGAACAAAUAUCCAUGGGUAAAGGUUUAUACUUGAGACCUUACAGACGUGAUAUGGGCUUAUACUUGAGACCAUAUCCAGCAGGCAGAGGAUGCAAGUCAAAAAAACAAGUAGAGCUACCAUAUCGAGCACUCACAAACAUCGAUUUACUGAAAUACGCUAAAGCUCUAAAAAUUUCAAACUUUCGUGGUGUUUUUAUGAGAAAUGAUUUACCUGAAACUGGACUAAGAAAAAAUGAAUCAGCUAUUAUUAAUCUUGAUGAUAAACUUGGACCUGGUACUCAUUGGGUUGCUUACAAGAAAAACAAUGAUAAAGUUGUUUACUUUGACAGUUUUGGUAAUUUACAACCACCGCAAGAUCUUAUGGAAUAUCUCGAUGUUGGUAGCGUAAAAUAUAAUCACAAAAGAUAUCAGGAUUUUGAUACAAUUAUAUGUGGACAUUUGUGUCUCAAAUUUCUCAUUGGACAACUAUAA
Messenger RNA from Microplitis demolitor, 1461 nucleotides. RefSeq lists its product as uncharacterized. Gene Ontology annotation, biological process: DNA integration. The record is from RefSeq and is a predicted model, not a curated record. Lineage: Eukaryota; Metazoa; Arthropoda; Insecta; Hymenoptera; Braconidae. Gene Ontology annotation, molecular function: nucleic acid binding. The annotation marks the transcript as partial. The transcript is spliced from 2 exons.